GCCCGCAAUCAUUUCUCCAGCUCCUCCAGCCGCGUCGACACACCUCCUCCUCACUCCCACACGCCCCGACACAGUCGCACCUCUGCAGCCCGCCCGCGAGCACCCUCUCCCCCAGCAAACCCCCGCGACACCCACGCCCAGCUACCAUGGCUGAUUCCCUCACCGAGGAGCAAGUCUCCGAGUUCAAGGAGGCCUUCUCCCUGUUUGACAAGGAUGGCGAUGGUCAGAUCACCACCAAGGAGCUCGGCACCGUCAUGCGCUCGCUCGGCCAGAACCCCAGCGAGUCUGAGCUCCAGGACAUGAUCAACGAGGUCGAUGCCGACAACAACGGCACCAUCGACUUCCCUGAAUUCCUCACCAUGAUGGCCCGCAAGAUGAAGGACACCGACUCCGAGGAGGAGAUCCGAGAAGCCUUCAAGGUCUUCGACCGCGACAACAACGGCUUCAUCUCCGCCGCCGAGCUGCGCCACGUCAUGACCUCCAUUGGCGAGAAGCUGACCGACGACGAGGUCGACGAGAUGAUCAGGGAGGCUGACCAGGACGGUGACGGGCGAAUUGACUACAACGAGUUCGUCCAGCUCAUGAUGCAAAAGUAAGCUGUCAGGGUACUUUGGAUGAUUGGCAUUUGGGCACGGUGAAACGGAUGAAUUCCUGCAAUGAGUAACGGAACGGUCUUCUUGUCGAG
This is a messenger RNA of Paraphaeosphaeria sporulosa, 685 nucleotides long. Its product is annotated as EF-hand protein. Gene Ontology annotation, biological process: spindle pole body organization. The record is from RefSeq and is a predicted model, not a curated record. Gene Ontology annotation, molecular function: calcium ion binding; enzyme regulator activity. Bases 147 to 596 code for a protein of 149 amino acids. Gene Ontology annotation, cellular component: central plaque of spindle pole body. The transcript is spliced from 6 exons. NCBI's taxonomy places the organism in Eukaryota, Fungi, Ascomycota, Dothideomycetes, Pleosporales, Didymosphaeriaceae.